AUGACUUGGCAUCAUCAAAAAGAUUAUGCAAAUGAUGGUUGUAUGAGACACCCAAGAGAUUCUCCAGCAUGGAUGACUUUUAAUCACAAACAUAAAGAUUUUGCUGCAGAUCCUCGAAAUGUUAGACUUGGAUUAGCUUCUGAUGGAAUGAAUCCUUUUAAGACAUUAAGUGUAAGUCACAGCACAUGGCCAGUUAUUAUGAUACCAUAUAAUCUCCCUCCAUGGAUGUGUAUGAAACAACCUAAUUUUAUUAUGUCCUUGCUCAUACCUUGUCUAGAAGCACCUGGAAAUAAUGUUGAUAUAUAUUUGGAGCCAUUAAUCGAAGAGUUAAAAACUUUAUGGGAAGUGGGAGUUGAAACUUUUGAUGCGUCCACGAAAAAAAACUUCAUGUUACGAGCAUCACUACUAUGGACUAUUAGUGAUUUCUCAGCAUAUGCAAACUUAUCAGGAUGGAGCACUAAAGGAAAAUAUGCAUGCCCAUCUUGUCACGAAGACACUUAUUCUUUGUGGUUGAAGCAUAGCAAAAAGCAUUGUUAUAUAGGUCAUCGUCGUUGGUUAGAAAUCAACCACUCAUUUAGAAAUGAUGAAAAGUCUUUCGACGGCAUAAAAGAGAAAAGAUUGGCUCCAACACCAUUGAAUGGAUCUAUGAUACUAGAUAGGUUAGAAGGCUACCAAAUUAAAUUUGGAAAGACAGUUGUUAAUCCUCAGUUGCCACAUAGUUGGAAGAAAAGGAGUAUAUUUUUUGAAUUACCUUAUUGGAAGGAUAAUUUGUUACGACAGAAUCUUGAUGUGAUGCAUAUUGAAAAAAAUAUAUGCGAAAGUUUAAUUGGGACAUUAUUGAGUUUAGACACAAAAAAUAAAGAUAAUUUGAAUGCACGUCUUGAUUUAAAAUUUAUGGGCAUUAGAUCUGAACUUCAUCCAAAGGAGAACGAAUCUAAGAGAACUGUCAUACCACCUGCUUGUUUUACUUUAAGCAAAGAUGAAAAAUUUAUCUUUUGUCAAUUUUUGAAGACAAUUAAAGUUCCAGAUGGAUAUGCUGCUAAUAUUUCAAGAUGUGUUGAUGAAAAACAACGAAAAAUUCAUGGCCUCAAAAGUCAUGAUUUCCAUAUUAUUAUUAUGACUCAACUACUACCACUAGCAUUGAGGGGAAUGUCAAGCCCGCAUGUUCGUCUACAUAUAACUACUUUAAGUAACUAUUUUCGAAUGAUGUAUUCGAAAGUUGCUCGACAACAAGAUUUUAUGCAACUUGAACAGGAAAUAUCAAUUACUCUUUGCAAUCUUGAAAAAUUGUUUCCUCCAUCAUUUUUUGAUAUAAUGGUUCAUUUGGUGAUCCACUUAGCAUAUGAGGCGAGAAUUGCUGGACCAUCAGUUUAUCGUUGCAUGUACCCCAUUGAAAGGUACUUAUCUAAGUUGAAGUCAUACGUUCGAAACAAAAGCAAACCGGAAGGUUGUAUUGUUGAAGGAUAUCUAGCUGAUGAAUGCUUAACAUUUUGCUCAAGAUAUAUGGAAGGUGUGGAGACAAAAUUUAAUCGUCAACCUAGAAAUUACAGUAACUCGGAACAAAAUAGAGAAAUGCUACCUAUUUUCCAAACGACAGGUCGACAUUUGGGGAAAAUUGAUACUAAGACUUUAGAUGAGGAUACGAAAACUAAGGCACAUAGAUAUGUAUUAUUUAAUUGUAAUGUCGUGGACUCGUUUAUUGAGGAGCAUCGCAAUAUCAUUGCACAACGAAAUUCUCGUCAAAGAGCAAUGACUGUGGAUCGGAUUCAUAGACAAUUAUAUCCUUCCUGGUUUGCUGAAAAGUCUUAUUUGCAAAGUGAAGUUUGUGGGGCACCUUCUGAUGAUGAGAAUGAAAAUAUUAGUUUAAUUAGGAAAGAUAUGCCAGCCAUAAUUAUUGAUACAUCAGUGUUAUUAGAUGCAAAUUACAUGGAUGAAGAAGUUUAG
Messenger RNA from Cannabis sativa, 1944 nucleotides. RefSeq lists its product as uncharacterized. The transcript is spliced from 4 exons. NCBI's taxonomy places the organism in Eukaryota, Viridiplantae, Streptophyta, Magnoliopsida, Rosales, Cannabaceae. The record is from RefSeq and is a predicted model, not a curated record. Bases 1 to 1944 code for a protein of 647 amino acids.